Messenger RNA from Suillus fuscotomentosus, 417 nucleotides. RefSeq lists its product as uncharacterized. The coding region runs from base 1 to 417 and encodes 138 amino acids. The record is from RefSeq and is a predicted model, not a curated record. Lineage: Eukaryota; Fungi; Basidiomycota; Agaricomycetes; Boletales; Suillaceae. The transcript has 3 exons.
AUGAAGUCAAUUCUCUCCCUCGCUCUUUUUGUAGCUUCUGCUUUUGCUCAGGGCGCUGUAAUUGGAUACCCUCCGCAAGGUCUUUCAGUCUCUCCUGGAAGCAAUUUGGUUGUUCAGGUAGAGAGACCUGAUACAUUGACGGGUUCUGUGGAAGUUGCUGUCGUCAUUGGCAUACAGUCAUGCCCAGGAACGCCAUGCAUUGACCCUGCUGAUUACAUGGGUCAAAUUUUGUACAACGGUCCCUUCGACCCACAGUUCCAUGAGACAUACCUUCCCCCUUAUGAAAACUUCACAGUUCAAAUUCCGAGUAGCAUUGCCAGCGGAACCGCUCUUCUUGGGGUUGUUCAUGUCACUCUUGUGGGAGCUUCAGCGGGCCCUUUGAUGGAGAUUCUGAACCGCACCAUCACAAUUUCAUGA